GACAUCGCUGGUAUAACUACUGGUCUCUCUCCAUGAAUUUUAUUACUAAAUACUAGUAUGAUUGGCUUACGCGUUCUCGAAAGGCUUAAUAUUUCUUUGUGUUUUUACCUUAAGAACGAAACGUUUUUAAAUGUCUAUUACAUCCUUUUGUGUUAAUUAAUUACCACUGACUGUGCUACAUGUAAUUUUAGAUAUUUCAUUUGGUUUGCGGACUACAUGUAGUUAAAUUAAUUUCAAUUUUUUCACAAAGAAAGAAAAAAAAUGUUUGCUGUUUUUAAUAACACUGAAUGUGGAUUUUUACUGAAUGGGCGUGGAUCGCUGUCAGAUGAAGCAACAGUUGGAGUCCAUGGAUCACUCAGGAUGACCGAGGCCUUUUGGCUGAUUCUAGGGUUCGGAGUAUUUGCCUCAAUGUUAGCUGUAGGAUUCAGUGCCAUUCGAAAGUACAUCUACAAAGAUAAAAAUUCUUUGGAUGUUUCAUUCGAUGCUGGGGGGAAUGUGAACGCAGGGUUAACGGCAACCACCCUCGUUUCUCAAUGGACGUGGGCAGCAACUCUUCUGCAGUCCGCGACAGUGGGUAGCAAGUAUGGUAUAAGCGGGCCGUUUUGGUACGCUGCUGGUGCCUCUGUUCAAAUGCUGCUGUUUUCAAUGGUCUCCGUUCAGCUAAAGAUCAGAGCCCCUGGUGCCAAGACCUUUCUCCAGGUCAUUAAAGCCAGGUUUGGGACAAGGACGCACAAGAUAUUCUGUGGAUUCGCUCUUAUGACGAACCUUAUUGUUACAGCCAUGUUAAUGCUAGGUGGCGCUGCAGUAAUGAAGAGUCUCGUUCAGGACAUCAGUGUGGAAUACGCAACGCUGCUAGUAACAACCGUGAUUGGAGCGUAUACUUUCAUCGGAGGACUGGGUGCAACGUUCUAUGUCUCGUACUUCAACACAGGCAUCAUAUACAUCUUAAUGAUGAUCUUUGUCAUGAACGUUUUCAAUGACGAUUCAAGUACAAGAACUCUAGGCACGGUUGACAAAGUUUAUACAUUAGUGUCUUGCAGCAAAGGACCAGAUGACAAUUAUAAAAACAGCUUUCUAACCAUUCAGUCAAAGCAAGGUCUGAUGUUUGGAGUGAUCAAUAUAGUUGGCAAUUUUGGCACUAUAUUUGUGGAUCAGUCAUACUGGCAAAGCAGCGUUGCAGCCAAACCUAAGCAAGGUGUGGUAGGGUUCCUUGUGGGGGGUCUAUGUUGGUUUGCUAUACCGUUUGGUCUUGCCACGACUACUUCCCUAGCUUACAUAGCCCUCAGCGCCAACCAAAACCAAGCCCUUUUGAGUGAAACAGAUGUAGAUGCAGGACUAGUUCCUGUUGUAGUCGCUCAAAAACUACUAGGACGCACUGGAGAGUUCAUCAUCAUCAUCAUGAUCCUAAUGGCUGUGACGUCAACGGGUUCAGCAGAGGUCAUGGCCGUGUCGUCCAUAUUGGUUUACGAUGUUUACCAGUUAUAUCUAAAGCCCUAUCGACUAGUUACUGACGCCAAUAGCUGUAUUCUUUGUGGCCGUAGCAGGGGACGUAUGGCAAACCCACGUGACCGAUGUAAAUGUGAGAGCAUGACGUUCUGUAAUGCAUGUACUGAAGACGAUAAAGAGCGUGAGAUAUGCAAGAAGGCCAUCAAACCAAAGUACAGAUGUGUCACCCACGGAUCUUUCCGGGAAUACUGCGACUACCUCAGUCAGCUUAAGAACUGGUGUCUACUGUGGAGUAUACUGGCUAUUCUACCUCUCACCAUAGCACUCAAUUUACUGGGGCUGAGUCUUGGAUGGGUGUACCUGUUCAUGGGUAUACUGAUUGGCUCUGCUGUGAUUCCCAUCACGCUCUGCAUGUGCUGGGAGAGAGUCACCGGCAAUGGAAUGAUAGCAGGAGCAGUCUCUGGCACAUUCCUGGCAUUGAUCACGUGGUUAUCGGUUGCAGCUACUAACGAGGGUGGUCUUAAUAUGGACAAGUUCUUUGAAAAUACAGGUAAAGAAAACGCAAUGUUAGCCGGGAAUCUGAUGGGGAUUUUGUCCAGUGGGAUUAUAACUCCAGCUGUGAGUAUGCUGACGACACCCCAUGAUCAUAAUAGAGACGACAUAUGGGAAAACACCAGAGACAUAGACAAUCCACUAAACCCUUGGACAGAACGCUACGCAAAGGACCUUAACUUACGUGCUGCACAUCAACUGGACAACCGGCCGUCUUAUGAAGAGGUGCACAACUCUAUGCGGACAGCACGCAUGCUGGCCAAUGGCCUGUCUCCAAUACUCACAGUAAUCUUCGUUCUAAUCUGGCCCAGUCUUCUAUUGUUAGAGGGUGUGUUUGAUUUAGCGUCUUUUAAAAGAUGGAUAUAUUUAACAAUGACAUGGUGCCUUUGUGCCACGCUAUUUAUAAUCAUUGCACCCAUCGUGUAUGAGACCAUUGAUAUAAGAAAUGCCGUUAAACAAAUGACAGUAGUUCGUCCUCUAAAGAAGAUUUCAACGGCUGAGAAGGACAGAACUCGCAAUGGAUCUGACGUCAAAAGACAGCAGGUUAACGUCAUAAUGAAAAACGAUCAAAGCUUCGUAGACCCAAAUUUCAUCAAUAAAAGCAGACAGAACUCCCUCACUGUUAGUGAAGCACCAUGACAUGGCAUACAAAUGAGACCACGUGUCAAUCAUGAAUCAACACAAGAUACAAUGUCCAUCCUAUUACCCCAGACAAACUUUCAAUGAUAAACUUUUUAUUUUGUCUAAUAACCUGGACAUUUUCUUAACCAGCUUCAUGUUAUAUAUUAACUGUUUAUGCAGCUACCACAUUACGAAUUUUAGCAGGGUAUGGAAUGUUUUACGGUGCGACCGUUUGGACGAGUGCAGCAUAAAACUAAAUACACACAUUUUGUAAUGAUAAAUUAAUAAAAAGUUUAUGGUUUAGCAAAUGAAAGCAUUAACGUGAUAAAAAAAGAAAACUAAUGAAAAAAUUGUUUUUAAGUGUUUUCUAAAUAUAAUUAUUCAUUACACUCCAGCUAUACAUGUAUUGGCAUUAUACCACGAUGUUUUGAUUGAUUAAUAAGAACUUUGUUAAAAUAAAUCAUUAGUUACAUGUACAAUUCAGAGUUAAAGUGAUUGUGACAUCUGAGUACACAAAUUUCAUUUGUUUGUGAGACAAUUGAGGACGAAUAUUAAUAAGAACCGUGUCACGUGGGAUAUAGCUCACGUAAAAUGUGUACGUGUUUUCACCGUAAUUCGAAUGUUCUGUUCGCCCAUACGUUGUCGUUAGAGCUUGCAGUGCUUGUCGGCGCGCUAUUCAUGAGUAUGUAAGGGAUAUUUUUUAUGCUUUACGAACACAAUUAAAAUGUUGCAAGCUACCGUAUUAAGUUUGUUCAUCUUUUGCCAUUUUAUUGUUUAAAGGUCUAGGUGUUAUCUUCCUGUACAACUUCUUCAUGUUGACAUAUGACAGCAAGUUUUGUAGUGUAGGUGAAACUAUGGUAAAACUAUGUCGAACCUAUUGGCAACUCUAAGUUUACAAUGUGCUCUAUUUCCUUAGCUAAAUGUAUCGAUAGCAGAUUGUACUGUAGCCACUGAAUUUAAUACGAGAUUAAUGAUUUGAUGAGAAAAUUAAGUACAUGUAGUUGAAAAAAAGAAGGCAAGGAAUAAGGUCUGGUCUACGAAUGCCUGUUAAUAUAACAAUGCAAAUCUUUGCACAUUUUAUAAACAUUCAUAUUUUAUAAAACAGGUUUGAUUAACCCUGCAUACUUUCUACACACGAAAUGAAUGUUAUUAGUUAAUUUGUUUAUUGUCAUUUUUGUACAACCUUUUCACUUUAAAGCAAUUACUAUCAUAUCAUAUAAUGGUGUUUAGAAUGAGAGGUUUAUCAGGUUUAUCAUUCUUUUAUCGAUCUGUGUGUUGUUAACUGUUACUCUGCAAUAAGGAAUAAAUCUCAGUAUUAUUAUGUUCUAACAGUAUGUUUUUUGGUUGUUGGUUAAUGUUACAUCAUGAGAUUUAAAAUCAAAGAAUCAUAAAGAAGAAGGUAUAGUUUCUUUUCAAUAUUUGCCCUAAAAUUCAAAAGUUGUUUAAUUCUCAUAAAAAUACACAUAUACCAUUUUGAACAUGUGUGUAUAUAUAGUACCAAAUUAUGCACUUUUAUCUUGUU
Molecule: messenger RNA, 4141 nt
Organism: Magallana angulata
Lineage: Eukaryota; Metazoa; Mollusca; Bivalvia; Ostreida; Ostreidae
Exons: 13
Coding region: 262-2637 (791 amino acids)
Biological process (GO): urea transmembrane transport
Cellular component (GO): plasma membrane
Molecular function (GO): urea transmembrane transporter activity
Source: RefSeq, a predicted model, not a curated record